GAUCCUGUUUCCAAUCUUUUCCAAUCACGCGGCGGCGGCGGCAAUGGUACCGACGCCUCCCAAGCGUCCGGCACCGGACCAAGAACCAGGCGCCGCUGACGCAAACAAGCGACCGCGGCACAAUGCUCCCGCUUCUCCCCGGAGCAUCGCGGAGUUCGAGCUGUUCGAGGUGCUCGGCGAGGGCGCCGAAGGCGUCGUGCGCAGGGGGCGCGACCGCCGGACUGGAAAGAACGUGGCGCUCAAGUGGAUCUUCGGUGAUGGGCCCGGCGGCCACGGCCACCCCGACCGUCGCGCGCUCGCCAUGGAGGCCGGGUGCCUCCACGCGUGCCGCGGUCACCCCUCGAUCAUCGGGAUACACGAUGUCGCCGCCGACCCCAAGACCGGCGACGUCCACCUUGUGCUGGAGCUGGUCCGCGGCGGGCUAACCCUCCGCGAGUCCAUGUGGAGGCCCUUGUCGGAGGACGUGGUUCGCGAGAUGAUGCGGCAGCUAAUCAGCGCUGCCAGGAAGAUCCAUGACGCCGGGUUCAUACAUAGGGACAUGAAGCCAGAGAAUGUCCUAGUCUGCCCACUCGGCGCGCUCAAGGUUUGCGAUUUCGGAUCGGCGACGCGGCAGGAGCCCGCCGGUAAGCCGCAUGAGGCGCACCCCGUCGGGACGCUGCAGUACAACUCGCCGGAGCUGCUCGACGGCAACUGGUGCUACGGCCCGGCCGUCGACAUGUGGGGCCUUGGCUGCGUAAUGGCUGAGGUCCUGACUGCUGAGACCCUAUUCGAUCUGGAGACACGGGAGGAGAUGCUCGACGAGAUGUCCAAGCUUCGAGAUCAGAUGGCCUCUACGUCUGCGGCAGGGAAGCUUGAUCCGGAGUGCUUGGCGCAUCUGUCUGAGGCCGGGCGUGAUGUGCUAACGGGACUGCUGGCCUUCCGCCCAGAUGAGAGGCUCACGGCCGCCGAAGCACUUGAGAAACCAUGGUUCAAAAACUUCAAAUCACAUUGGAUAGGAUUGUAGUUGUUGCUCGCGCGUUUAUAGUUCGACCCAUCUUUAGAGCAGGAAUUGAUCAAUGUAAUAUUCAUUCAAAGCAAUGAAGUAUCGACUUUGUUUUAUAAAGGUCCCUUGUUAUCUAUUCCUUCCUAGCAAGGGAUGUAUAUUUACUAAUGGUUGAGGAA
This is a messenger RNA of Zea mays, 1161 nucleotides long. RefSeq names its product putative cyclin-dependent kinase F-2. Lineage: Eukaryota; Viridiplantae; Streptophyta; Magnoliopsida; Poales; Poaceae. Bases 44 to 1003 code for a protein of 319 amino acids. The record is from RefSeq and is a predicted model, not a curated record. Gene Ontology annotation, cellular component: nucleus. Gene Ontology annotation, biological process: regulation of mitotic cell cycle; protein phosphorylation. Gene Ontology annotation, molecular function: ATP binding; protein serine/threonine kinase activity. The transcript has a single exon.